GGGGGCUUCCGCGGGCGGCCGAAAUGGGGGAGCGGAGGGGGGCGGCGGUGAGAGCGGCGGUGGCGCUGCUCGGGGCGGGCGCCUGCUACUGCCUGUGGCGGCUGGCGGCGGCGCGAUGGCGGCGGGGGCAGCGCGCCGCGGCCGGGGCCGCCCCGGGCCCGCCCGCAGAGAACAGUCCUCCAGUGGCAGCCCAUACCAUGGAUGCGGAUGCUCUGCAGAAACUUAUUCAUUUGCUCCAGGCCACAGAUGAUCCAUUAAUUCAAGAGCAAGCUUUAAUCACUCUCAGCAACAGUGCUGCCUUCUCUGUAAAUCAAGAUAUAAUCUGCAAUUUGGAUGGUCUUUCUGUUAUUGGAGGGAUGCUCUCAGACUGUGUUCCCAAAGUUAAAGAAAAAGCACUAAAUGCACUUAAUAAUUUGAGUAUGAAUAUUAAAAAUCAGGAAGAGAUACAGGUAUAUAUUACUCAAGUCUGUAGGAACGUUGAGUCAGCUCCCCUGAACUCUGAUCUACAGCUAGCUGGGCUCAGGCUGUUGACAAAUAUGUCUGUUACCAGUGACUACCACCAUAAGAUGAUAAACUCACUUCCAUGCUUUCUUCAUUUGCUUUCAGAAGGGACUGAAAGGACACAGAUUCAAGUUUUGAAAGUACUUGUGAAUUUGUCUGCAAAUCCAGCCAUGACAAGACAUCUUCUCAGAGCUCAAGUGCCAUCGAUACUGUUACUUUUUGACACCUGUAUAAACAGAGAUAUUCUGCUUAGAGCCCUGGCAUUUGCAGCAAACUUAAAAAAGAACAUGAACAAUGAAGACGUCACCAUGACUCAGGACCAAUAUAGUGAAGACUCCAUUUUCUUUACGCUCUGCAGUGACUCUCCCCAGUUUGCUUGGAAACUGGCAUCUUUAUUGCACCACCCUGAUAGAGAAGUGAAAGAGCAAGUUGUGAGAAUACUAACACAAUAGUGAUUAUUUUUUUUAAAAAAAACAGACUGACCUGAUGAAAAUAUCUGAUCUUAAGAAUGCUAUGCUAAAAAAAACCCCACCAACCAAUAUAAAAAAAAAAACCAAAAAUUGCUGGCUACUACCAUAUGACUAGGCACAAAUCAGUUCCUACAAAAGAGAAUGCAAUGUAUUAAAUAUAGAGGGCGUAACAGAUUUCCUUUACAAGCAAGAUAAAAGCAAUAGCUUAAUUAGUACUGAGAAACCACUGUACCACUGGUACCUGUACACAAACGGGGAGGAAUAGUUUAAAACAUGAAAACUUUCAUGUGUGAACACUUUCACUCAUCCAAUUAAGUCAAUUGAAAUAUUCUUCUCAAUAUCAAAGAACUUUUGUUACUUUAAAUAUUUACAGCUGUUGAAUAAAUACCUCUAUAGAAUGGUGCAUUGAAGGUUUAGGAAUUAGAGUUUAGGCAUUUACAUUUAUUAAUCUGAUACCUGCUAAAUGGGUGCAGCCAAAUCUUAGAAAAUAUUAAAUAAAAACAAUACCAAACUGUUAUUGGCGUUCUACAAAAUCGGUAUUUCCAAUGAGAGCUGCAUAUUGAAGUUACCCAGCCUAUGUUUUUUCACCUGCACAGAAUAUAUUCUAAAAUCACAUUAUCAUAUGCUUAAUACAUGCAUUCCAUGUAGCCAAACUGCCGUGCAGUUAACCACAACCAUGCAAAGUUUCCAAACUUGAAAAAAAAAAUUUUUUUUUUAUUUUGCUUUAAAAUUGUCACUUUAAGGAAAGCAUAUGUAUUUUUCAAAGUAUUUUAUUAUGAGUCAAAGAUUUGCUGCAACUACAGCUCAACAUCCUCAUCUAUUUUUUAUAAGGUCUACAAGAGCAGUAUCAUACACAUUUUUACAAAGGCUUCCUGUUCUGUAGCAGCCCUCGAGCCUGCUUUGCUUGGAGAGCUUUGCUCCUUUUCCUCUGCAACUGGGAUGUCACUGGAAUAAGUGCUUCUGUUGAGUUAGCCCUGUACAGUUUUAGUCAACAAUGCAGCGUUAAUUCAAAAUGAAAUGGAAUACAUACAAACAUCGUUGUAAAAAACCUGAAGGAAGCUUCACCGAUUAAUAUAAGACAUAGUAGAAAACACUUUAUACACUAAAAUGAGACGACUAAAACUUCCUGAAUACUGCAUCAUAGAGAAAGUAAAAAAAGCACCAGAUGUAAAGGUUAGAAAAAGUUUUCCACCUUAUACCAUUUAAGACAGCUGUAUUACCUAAACUGUUAUCCGAUGUUUCAUCUUUUUAACAUACCCACUCUUCUCUUAAUAAAAUAGUACACUCUUCCCUUUCUGUAAUUCAAGAGAUACUUAUUUUCAGUAGGCAACUUUGCAAAUAGCUACAACUGCAAGAAAAAUGCAGCCUUGAAAAUGCAACAAUACAAUACCCCUGAUCAAUACCAGGGUAAAGCUACAUGUAUGUAAUUUCUCUACAUAGGUAGUUUUAACACCUCAGGAAUGCAAUUAAGGCAGAAAUAGACAAUGGCGUGAUUCCCAGUCAGAACCCUGACAACAACUGUAUUGACAGUGAACUUCCCUUUCUCCCUCCCACUGUUCCAAAGCCACUGUUCAUUUUGUAAUAAGCAAAUUACAUUAAAAUCACUUAAUGUUUUGCCA
Molecule: messenger RNA, 2590 nt
Organism: Phalacrocorax carbo (great cormorant)
Lineage: Eukaryota; Metazoa; Chordata; Aves; Suliformes; Phalacrocoracidae
Source: RefSeq, a predicted model, not a curated record